This is a messenger RNA of Zingiber officinale, 3162 nucleotides long. Its product is annotated as glutamate receptor 3.4-like. Lineage: Eukaryota; Viridiplantae; Streptophyta; Magnoliopsida; Zingiberales; Zingiberaceae. The coding region runs from base 139 to 2931 and encodes 930 amino acids. The transcript has 6 exons. The record is from RefSeq and is a predicted model, not a curated record. Gene Ontology annotation, cellular component: plasma membrane. Gene Ontology annotation, molecular function: glutamate-gated receptor activity.
CUGGUCACCUGCACAAUGAUAGAGAAGUCGUGAUGCCCGAGUAAGCUUCUUCCCAGGGAGGUUCAUUUGGCUUCCAUCUCAUUCGAGAGUCACAAUAUCUUCCAAAGUGUUUUUUUUCCCCUUCAUUUGUUGCUCAAGAUGUGUUCGAGUUGUCUCUUUGCUUUAUGGUUUUGUGCCACUGCGAUGGGCGCCGCCAUGGCUGCAACCGGCAACAGCAGAAAUUCAAGCAACAGGCCCAGCGAGAUCAGUAUAGGCGGUCUCUUCACCUUCAAUUCCUACAUCGGGAGGGCCGCGAGACUGGCGAUUGAGCUCGCCGUGGACGAUGUGAACAGGAACCCGAGCGUUCUCGCUGGGACGAGGCUCAAGUUGCAGGCGCAGGACACUAAUUGCAGUGGGUUUCUGGGAACUAUCGAGGCAUUGCAGCUAUUGGAGAAGAAAGUGGUUUCUAUAAUAGGACCACAAUCCUCUGGCAUUGCUCAUGUUAUCUCUCAUGCUGUCAAUGAACUCCAUGUACCUUUGCUCACAUUUGCAGCCACAGACCCUACACUUUCUUCGCUGCAGUAUCCUUACUUGAUUCGUACUACUCAGAGUGACUACUUCCAGAUGAAAGGAAUAGCCAAUCUAAUUAGCAACUAUGGUUGGAGAGAAGUCAUUGCCAUCUUUGUGGAUGAUGAUUAUGGUAGAGGUGGAAUAACCGCUUUAGAUGAUGCUCUAGCUACAAAAAGCUCUAAGAUCUCCUACAAAGCUGCCUUUCCUCCUCAUGCUGAUGCUAACAUGAUCAAUGACCUUCUUGUGAAAGUAAAUCUCAUGGAGUCCAGGAUUUAUGUUGUGCAUGUAAACCCGGAUUCAGGUCUCAGAGUAUUUUCUUUAGCAAAAUCUCUAGGAAUGAUGGCUAGUGGUUAUGUGUGGAUAGCUUCAGAUUGGCUUGCUUCUGUUCUAGAUUCAACUUAUCCACCAAAUUCAGACACCAUGAACCUCAUACAAGGGGUUAUUGUUCUUCGUCAGCAUACCGCAGACUCUGAUCUGAAGACAACAUUCAUGACCAGAUGGAGUCAGAUGGUUAGGAGUGGGAAUGCAAGUUCAAGUUUGAAUACUUAUUCGUUGUAUGCUUAUGAUUCUGUUUGGUUACUUGCUCAUGCAAUUGAUCAGUUCCUCGAAGAUGGAGAGACGGUUUCUUUCUCUGAUGAUCCUAGAUUGCAUGAUGCAAAUGGAAGCUCACUACACUUAACUUCACUCAAGUACUUUGAUGGUGGUGAGCAACUUCUCAAGAAAUUGCAACUAACGAACUUCACAGGUGUGACUGGCCAAGUUCAAUUUGAUCCUGAAGGCAAUUUAAUCCAUCCGGCUUAUGAAAUACUCAAUAUCGGAGGGACGGGUUUACGAACACUCGGGUUCUGGUCGAACUAUUCUGGUCUUUCAGUUGUUGCUCCUGAAGUUCUCUACCGAAAAUCACCAAAUAUUUCCACCAGCAACCAGCGACUCUACAAUGCCAUUUGGCCAGGUGAGACCACAAUUAAGCCGCGAGGGUGGGUAUUCCCAAACAAUGGAAAACAAAUACUGAUUGGAGUUCCUUAUCGUACAAGUUAUAAAGAAUUUGUAUCAAAAGAUAGUAACCCUGACGGUGUAAAAGGCUACUGUAUUGAUGUCUUUAAAGCUGCAAUCAACUUGUUGCCCUACCCAGUUCCUUAUUCAUUCAUUUUGUUCGGAGAUGGCAUUAAGAAUCCUAGCUACAAUGAUCUCAUUGAAAAGGUUUACGAAAAUUACUUUGAUGCAGCUGUUGGGGACAUAUCAAUCGUGACAAGCAGGACAAGGAUUGUUGACUUUACACAGCCAUAUAUUGAAUCUGGCCUCGUCAUUGUUGCACCAGUCAAAGAGAGAUCAUCGAGUCCUUGGUCCUUCCUAAAACCUUUUUCUGUACAGAUGUGGUGUGUCACUGGGGCUUUCUUCCUUUUUGUGGGAACUGUAAUUUGGAUUCUCGAGCAUCGUUCAAAUACUGAAUUUCGUGGAUCGCCAAGACAACAACUUGUGACAAUAUUUUGGUUUAGCUUCUCCACGAUGUUCUUUGCUCACAGAGAGAACACUGUUAGUACACUAGGGCGGUUUGUGCUUAUCAUUUGGUUUUUCGUAGUGUUGAUAAUAAAUUCUAGCUACACAGCAAGCUUAACAUCCAUCCUCACAGUUCAGCAACUCUCGUCAGGGAUUCAAGGACUUGAUAGUUUGAUUGCUAGUUCAGAUCCUAUUGGAUACCAGGUAGGGUCGUUUGCAAAAAAUUAUAUGAUGCAAGAGCUCAAUAUUGCUGAAUCCCGGUUGGUGUCGUUGAAUAACCCUGAAGCCUAUGCAAGGGCACUUGAGCUUGGGCCGAAAAAUGGAGGUGUUGCUGCUAUAGUUGAUGAGCUUCCCUACAUUGAACUCUUCUUGUCCACCAACUGCAACUACAAGACAGUAGGGCAGGAGUUCACAAAAAGCGGAUGGGGCUUUGCCUUUCCAAGAGAUUCACAGCUCGCAAUUGAUUUAUCGACAGCGAUCUUGACACUGUCAGAAAAUGGUGAUCUCCAGAGGAUUCAUGACAAAUGGUUACAACGCACCGGAUGUAGCUCACUCGAUAGUGAAGUUGAUGCUGACCGGCUCAGCCUGGGGAGCUUCUGGGGCCUUUUUCUCAUUUGUGGUGUUGCAUGUUUGGUGGCUCUCAUUGUGUUCUUCAUGAGAAUAUUUUGCCAAUAUAGCAGGUACAGCAGUAGCCAAGAUGAGGAUGCAAUCCUCGAACCGGAACGCAGCUUGAAGCGUCCGAGGCGUUUAACUAGCAUCAAGGAUCUGAUCUCUUUUGUUGAUAAGAAGGAAGAAGAAGUCAAGAAUGCUAUCAAAAGAAAAUUGAGUGAUAAGCAACGACGAAGUUCAGACAUUUCCGAUGGACAAUCCUUAUCGCCAACAUAGGGAGAAUGUACAUGGCAAAUGCCAAAGAUAAAAGUUUGGCUGAUCACUUGAACAAGUGCAUAUACUAUCAUAGGGAAAAUGAAAGCUUAAUUCAAUGGAGAAGGGUGGGAGAACGAUGAAAGUGAGAUUCAAUGUAUAUUUUUAUGCUUUAGGCAUGAAUAAUGUCCCCCCAAGUGAUUUAUUGUGCCUAUGGUAAGUAUCUAGUCAUUUUGGAAAAUCAAUUGAAUAUCA